This is a messenger RNA of Dendrobium catenatum, 586 nucleotides long. RefSeq names its product probable WRKY transcription factor 43. The coding region runs from base 28 to 471 and encodes 147 amino acids. The record is from RefSeq and is a predicted model, not a curated record. Gene Ontology annotation, biological process: regulation of DNA-templated transcription. The transcript is spliced from 2 exons. Gene Ontology annotation, molecular function: DNA-binding transcription factor activity; sequence-specific DNA binding. NCBI's taxonomy places the organism in Eukaryota, Viridiplantae, Streptophyta, Magnoliopsida, Asparagales, Orchidaceae.
UCUCCAAAACCUAAUAAAGUUCAGGUCAUGGAGCCUCAGCAGAACUUUCCUCCUAUUUUAAGCCAACAAGGCCCACCAUUUCCAAUAUUACCAGAAGCUUCAGGUCUUCAUUUCUGCUCGAGCUCGAGCAUACUUGGAGGUGAUGAGCAGAAUAAAGGGAAAGGUAGAGGGAAGAAGGAGAGCAGGCCGAGGUUUGUGUUUCAGACGAGGAGUGAAAGUGAUAUAUUGGAUGAUGGGUUUAGAUGGAGGAAGUAUGGGCAGAAGAAAGUGAAGAACUGCAGCUUUCCCAGAAGCUAUUACAGGUGCUCUCAGCUCACAUGCAAUGUGAAGAAGCAAGUGCAACGUCUUUCAAGUGAUGCAGCAAUAGUUGUAACCACAUAUGAGGGAGUUCAUAACCAUCCAUGCGAGAAGCUCAUGGAGACCCUUAGUCCUCUUCUCAACCAGAUGCAGUUUCUCUCUCAAUUCCAAUAAUUUUCAUUAACUAAUUCCACUUCUUCAUCAACUGGAUAUAAAUGGGCAUAUAUGCAACCUAUAAAAUGUCCUUAAUCAUCAUUUCUUCUCAAAUACAUCAUAUAUAGCUUGUUUU